GGCCAGCGGACCCUGAUGAGGCUGUCAACCCUGCAGCCUGUGACUCCCCCUGCAGUGCUUGUGCCUCCUGGGCCCCCCGCACCACCCAUCCAAGGAUAUGCCUUCAAGCCUCCACCUCGACCUGACUUUGGGACCUCGGGAAGAACAAUCAAACUACAGGCCAACUUCUUUGAAAUGGACAUCCCCAAAAUUGACAUCUAUCACUACGAAUUGGAUAUCAAGCCAGAGAAGUGUCCAAGGAGAGUUAACAGGGAAAUAGUGGAACAUAUGGUCCAGCACUUUAAAACACAGAUCUUUGGGGAUCGGAAGCCAGUGUUUGAUGGAAGGAAGAAUCUUUACACAGCUAUGCCCCUUCCAAUUGGGAGGGAUAAGGUGGAGCUGGAGGUCACACUGCCAGGAGAAGGCAAAGAUCGAAUCUUCAAGGUAUCCAUCAAGUGGGUGUCCUGUGUGAGCCUGCAGGCCUUACAUGACGCACUUUCAGGGCGUCUGCCCAGUGUCCCUUUUGAGACGAUCCAGGCCCUGGAUGUGGUCAUGAGGCAUCUGCCAUCCAUGAGGUACACCCCCGUGGGUCGCUCCUUUUUCACUGCCUCUGAGGGCUGCUCCAAUCCUCUUGGUGGGGGCCGAGAAGUGUGGUUUGGCUUCCAUCAAUCCGUCCGACCUUCUCUUUGGAAAAUGAUGCUGAAUAUAGAUGUGUCGGCAACAGCGUUUUACAAGGCACAGCCAGUGAUUGAGUUCGUUUGUGAAGUUCUGGAUUUUAAAAGUAUUGAAGAACAACAAAAACCUCUGACAGAUUCCCAAAGGGUAAAGUUUACCAAAGAAAUUAAAGGUCUAAAGGUGGAGAUAACGCACUGUGGGCAGAUGAAGAGGAAGUACCGCGUCUGCAACGUGACCAGGCGGCCUGCCAGCCACCAAACGUUCCCCCUACAGCAGGAGAGUGGGCAGACCGUGGAAUGCACAGUGGCCCAGUACUUCAAGGACAGGCACAAGCUGGUUCUGCGCUACCCCCACCUCCCGUGUUUACAAGUCGGACAGGAGCAGAAACACACCUACCUUCCCUUGGAGGUCUGUAACAUAGUAGCAGGACAGAGAUGUAUAAAAAAAUUAACCGACAAUCAGACCUCAACUAUGAUCAGAGCGACUGCCCGGUCAGCGCCCGAUAGGCAAGAAGAGAUCAGCAAAUUGAUGCGAAGUGCAAGUUUCAACACAGACCCAUAUGUCCGUGAGUUUGGAAUCAUGGUGAAAGACGAGAUGACCGAUGUGACGGGGCGGGUCCUACAGCCCCCCUCCAUCCUCUACGGAGGCCGGAACAAAGCAAUUGCCACCCCUGUCCAGGGUGUCUGGGACAUGAGGAACAAGCAGUUCCACACAGGCAUCGAGAUCAAGGUGUGGGCCAUUGCCUGCUUCGCCCCCCAGCGCCAGUGCACGGAAGUCCAUCUUAAGUCCUUCACAGAGCAACUUCGAAAGAUCUCAAGAGAUGCUGGAAUGCCCAUCCAGGGCCAGCCGUGCUUCUGCAAAUAUGCCCAGGGGGCGGACAGUGUGGAGCCCAUGUUCCGGCACCUGAAGAAUACAUACGCUGGCCUGCAGCUGGUGGUGGUCAUCCUGCCUGGCAAGACCCCAGUCUAUGCUGAGGUCAAGCGUGUGGGCGACACAGUACUUGGGAUGGCCACACAGUGCGUGCAGAUGAAAAACGUGCAGAGAACCACACCACAGACCCUGUCCAACCUCUGCCUGAAGAUCAAUGUCAAGCUGGGGGGCGUCAACAACAUCCUGCUGCCCCAGGGCAGGCCUCCAGUGUUCCAGCAGCCUGUGAUCUUUCUGGGAGCAGAUGUCACUCACCCACCUGCGGGGGACGGGAAGAAGCCUUCGAUUGCCGCAGUCGUGGGCAGCAUGGAUGCGCACCCCAACCGCUACUGCGCCACUGUGCGUGUGCAGCAGCACCGGCAAGAGAUCAUUCAGGACCUGGCGGCCAUGGUGCGUGAGCUGCUCAUCCAGUUCUACAAGUCCACACGCUUCAAACCCACCCGCAUCAUCUUCUACCGCGAUGGUGUCUCCGAAGGCCAGUUCCAGCAGGUCCUUCACCACGAGCUGCUGGCCAUCCGUGAGGCCUGUAUUAAGCUGGAAAAGGACUACCAGCCAGGGAUUACGUUCAUCGUGGUGCAGAAGAGGCACCACACACGGCUCUUCUGCACUGACAAGAACGAGCGGGUUGGGAAGAGUGGGAACAUUCCAGCAGGCACAACUGUGGACACGAAGAUCACCCACCCAACGGAGUUUGACUUCUACCUAUGUAGUCAUGCCGGCAUCCAGGGGACAAGCAGGCCGUCCCACUACCAUGUCCUCUGGGAUGACAAUCGUUUCUCUUCUGACGAGCUGCAGAUUCUCACCUACCAGCUGUGUCACACCUACGUGCGCUGCACACGCUCUGUGUCCAUCCCAGCGCCAGCCUACUAUGCCCACCUGGUGGCCUUCCGGGCCAGGUACCACCUGGUAGACAAAGAACACGAUAGUGCUGAGGGGAGCCAUACCUCGGGGCAGAGCAACGGGCGAGACCACCAGGCCCUGGCCAAGGCGGUCCAGGUCCAUCAGGACACGCUGCGCACCAUGUACUUUGCUUGACGUGUCUAGUGUCCAGCGAUUGUGCACCAAGUUGGAUUCACACGAGACCAGCCUCACUCAGACCAACAGACGCCCAGCCCUCCGUGACAGCCAGCAUCCAACAUGAGACGUCAUUGAUUUUAUCAGAUCUCCAUUUUCCAGAAUGCCUUCCGUCCCAGAUUUCAAACUUGGAUUUUGAACUGCAGACCUGUAUGAGACCCCACUGUCGUAGGAAAUAUGGUUUGCCAAAAUCUAUGAGCUGCUUAUUAAAAUAGAACCCCGUGUUUCCUAAAAAUCCUAAAACCAGUCUAUGAACUCAGGGCUUUAAAACAUUUUUUAAUUUAUUUGGUCAUUCAAUUUACUUGUUUUUAACACAUAAUUCUCUAUGAAAUUGAUGGGCUCAAACUAGCUGUGAAUGUUCUGAGAGUGAAAGCAACACAAAACAUUGUGGUUUUAAAGCCUUGAACAUUCUGAUGUUGUCACUGAAGUUGAUUUCCAAGAGGCGUGGUGUGCUUGUGGCCUGGCUGCACAAGCUCAGCCCUAAGGGCAGGUGGCCGUGCGCGGCAUCCACAGGUGUGUCUUGCUCUGCCAUUGCCUACCUCCCAUAGUGUGAGCCGAGGUACAGUGGCAGAAGGAGGGCCACGUGUGUUUACAGCAGUGACAUGUCCAGAGAGAUUGGCAGAUAAGUGCCAUUUUAAUAACAAUUUAUUUAAAAAGAGAAGAAAGACAAUAUACCGACAGUCUAAUCAUAAGAUUUGUCCUAUAGGACUGUGACGUUUAUUUUCCAAAGUUUCUAAAGAAUACGGGUCUGUGGUGAGAAAUACAGUACAAUCCUUUUUCACUGUUAUGUCUUUAAUGUAAGAGAAGAAUAUAUAUAUCUGGUUUGCAGUA
Messenger RNA from Marmota flaviventris (yellow-bellied marmot), 3486 nucleotides. RefSeq names its product argonaute RISC catalytic component 2 (gene Ago2). Lineage: Eukaryota; Metazoa; Chordata; Mammalia; Rodentia; Sciuridae. The record is from RefSeq and is a predicted model, not a curated record. Gene Ontology annotation, molecular function: protein binding; RNA binding; endoribonuclease activity, cleaving siRNA-paired mRNA. Gene Ontology annotation, cellular component: RISC complex. Gene Ontology annotation, biological process: regulation of DNA-templated transcription; regulatory ncRNA-mediated gene silencing.